GACGAGAAAGAAAAAAUAUGGCUUCCUAUUCAGUUAACUCGUAAUUCUCUUGUACGUGACUUAUUAAGAUAAUUGCAUAUUACAGUUUAUAAGUUACGAACAAGAACUUCCAGAAAAAUACGUUACAAUAAGGACAAUAUUUAGGCUUCAUACCAGUGAUUGUUAGCAGGUAAACGAAAUGGAAGUGUGAGGUCAUUGUUCGACGUUUUAGGGCAUCCAUGGUUCCGGACUGGUUGAAGGCGUUGUUCGUGAGUAGUGUUUGAUAAUGUUGAUGUUCGCAGGCAGCAAUGUCGUGGCGUGGCCGCGAAGAACGAGGCUCACGAUGGAACGAGCAUGACACACGGUGGAGUGAGAACAGGCAGCGGUCACCUGUAUGGGAACCGCGCUCGCCGCGUUGGAGCACCAGCCCCGACCGGCGCGACCGUCAUCGUGACCGCCACGACCGCGACCGCCACAACGAUGACCGUCGUGAUCGGCAUGACCGCGAUACUGACCGCCACCGUAACGAACGUAAUCGCGAUCGCUACGACAGGAAUCGUGACCGUGAACGUGAUCGGGACCGUGAUAGAGACCGCCGUCGGUCACCGCGUCGCUACGAGGACGACAAAGACAUUCCUGCGGCUCCUUCACCGCCUAAGAUAAGUAGUGAUGUUGAAAAACGCUCAAACUCUGGUUCGCGUAGCAGAUCACGCAGCAGGGAACGGGACGAAAAUGAUAAGUUUGAUAAAGAUAAACAGGAAGACCCCAGUGCCAUAAUAGCUUCCCCAGGGGACUGGUUCUGCAAGUGUGGUCUUUACAAUUUCAAAAGGCGCCAGGUUUGCUAUAGAAGAAAUUGCCUAGGCAAACGUUCAGAAGGUAUUGUUUAUGGAGGUGACACAGAUAGAGCUGCAUUUAAUGAAGCUGCAGGAAUCACUAAGCGCUUAUUAUUUAGGCGGCUCGAUGCAUUAACUACUGAAGAGAAAAUUCUUGAUUCCAUUAAAGAUCGGUGUUCAAAAUCUGUUUUAGAUUCUAUAGCAGGCAUAACUAUAGGUCGUGAAACCUUGACAGGAGCUUCAAAAUGUUUAGCAUAUAUAAAUUUUAAUUCUAUAGCAGAUUCUACUGCUGCUCACUCUGAAUUAGUUUCUUUACAACCUCCCCUAGAAAUAGAUGGGCGUGAAGUGUUGAUAACAUUCUAUAAUGAACCAAAAAAGAUUCAAAAGCUUACCAAUGCUGAUUAUUCCACAUAUUAUGCUCAAAUGGCAAGUUAUUCUGGUUCCACUCAAGCUUUGUCUGAGGCAGAUAGAGUGAAUGCUGCAGCUGCAGUAGCUCAAUCUGCCAUAUCUGCAGCACAAGCCCGUCAAAUGGCUUGGACCCCUGUCGCUGUUCCUACAUUUGUUGCUUCUGCUGCUCAGCCUUCUCCUGCUGUCAAUAUACCUACAGGGGAUGCUAAAACAAAAUACAGUGCACCUGAUGUCCGAACUUUUAUGUAUGAUGAAACAUCAGGAUAUUACUAUGACCCUGCAACUGGCUUAUAUUAUGAUGGUAAUACCCAGUAUUUCUAUAAUAGUACAAUUAAUCAGUAUAUGUAUUGGGAUGCCACUAGCUCAACAUACAUAGCGGCUACACAGAAUCAACAAAAUACUGAUCAAACAAAGUUGCCAAACCCUCCACAAGCCACAAGUGAAAAUACAAUUGGCAAAGAUCCACCUGAAGAAAAGAAAAAGAAGGAGAAAGAAGAUAAAGUCAAAGUUGCUAAAAAGAUAGCAAAAGAUAUGGAGAGGUGGGCUCGUACCUUAAAUCAGAAGAAAGAAAAUGCGCGUAGCAAUAUUGUGAUGGAACAGCCCCUUGACAUGGGUGCUAGCAAGGGAUCUGCAGAUAUAGGUUUCUCUGUCUUAGGUGCUGGGCCUUCCAUUACUCAUGUACGAGAAAUAUCUCCACCACCAGUUUCUACUGAUGAGUUUUUAGUUAAAAAAGUAGUAGAUACAAACACAUCCUUUGAUAAUGAUGAAGGUAUUAUAGAUUGGAUGAAAUUGACAUGCCUUCUUUGUAAACGUAAAUUUCCAUCUGCUGAUGUGCUUACUAAGCAUAAAUCUAUGUCUGAAUUGCAUAAACAGAAUUUAGUUGAGUACCGUAAAAAGAGUGAAUUAUUACCACAAACCAAUGGCUAUAGGGACAGAGCAGCAGAACGUAGAAUGAAAUUUGGUGAAGAUGAGCCCCCUAUCAGGAAGAGAUAUGAGCCACCAGAAGUAUUGAGAGCUUCUAUACAAUCGCACCCACCACCUUCAGUUGUGGAUACCAUAGGAGGUAAAAUGUUGCAGAAAAUGGGCUGGUCUGAAGGCCGAGGAUUAGGAAAAGAGGAGCAAGGCAGAAUAGCUCCUAUUGAAGCAGAACAGAGACCUGGUUUAGCUGGCCUUGGACAAAAGAGAGGUAUCUACACUCCCACCCCUGGGGAAACAUACAGAGAUACAGUUAAGAAACUAAUGAUAGCCAGAUACAAAGAAGUGGUUGGACAAGAAGAUGAGAAAUAGAUUGGCGCCGUUACACCAUGAGGCCAGACAAAGCAUAGCGUCCUUACAUGAGAGUCUACGCCUGCCAUCGGAUCUUCGUGCCAAACAUUGUUACAAUACAACCUGUAUAAUAUACCUUAGAGAAUGCUCUUAAUACUCAUAGGCUUAAAACGUUUUGUAAAUACUUGAAAUGGUUAAUUUUCCAAAAUAAAUUCAUAAUAUGUAAAGUCAUUAAUAGCGCGUUAAUAUUUUGUAAUCAAAUUACUUGAUUAAUUAGUUUUAAUGAAAACGAUAAUAUUAUUUUCUGUUUAGUUUGACCUUGAUGUUUUUUAUAUCCUUAACUUAUUUUAGAUUAAAGUUUAAUUUAUUCUUUUAUUCCGUUUUAAUCGAAAUUGAGGGAAGUUAUCAAUUUGAUUUAUUAUAGGUAUGUAGAUAGAAUCCAUUUUCAUACAACAUAUUAUCAACUUAACGUACCUAUUUAAAAUUAUAUGGGCGAUGUAGGUUUACAAAAGAACAAUGUCUUAUUUUUGCAUUUAAUUAUUAAGGUAUAUAUUUGGUAGGUAGUUAGGAUUAGUUAUUAGGUUAGAUUUUAAACAAUAGUAUAAUUAAAACUCGGUUGCUAUUUAGUAUUUUUUUUACUAUUUUUAAAUGUAGAGAGAUUCUAUUUUGAAGUAAUAAUAGCGUUACAAUUAUUGUAAUUAGGUAACAAUGUAAAUAUUUUGAAUAAGUUAUCUCUUAACGUACGGUUAAAAAAAAAAUGCUUUGGAUUAUUAAGUUAAUAAUUAUGAAUAAAACUUAUUAUUUAUGCAUUAUUAAGUGCUCAUUUAUUGAUGUAUAAUAUUAGUAACAAGGAAGUAAGCUACACAUUUUUUAUGUGCAAUUUGAUUAUAUUGUUGUAUUAGUAAGCUCUUUGUUUCAUUUCAAUCUUUAGCUUAUA
Diatraea saccharalis (sugarcane borer) is the source of this 3423-nucleotide messenger RNA. NCBI's taxonomy places the organism in Eukaryota, Metazoa, Arthropoda, Insecta, Lepidoptera, Crambidae. The record is from the annotation of a GenBank genome assembly.